Molecule: messenger RNA, 666 nt
Organism: Pyricularia pennisetigena
Lineage: Eukaryota; Fungi; Ascomycota; Sordariomycetes; Magnaporthales; Pyriculariaceae
Exons: 1
Coding region: 1-666 (221 amino acids)
Source: RefSeq, a predicted model, not a curated record
AUGCGUGGCAUCACCAUCUCAUUUGCCCUGUUGGGCCUGGCCUUCGCGGCCCCAGCAGACCAGCGUGCGGCCGAACUCGAGACACGGCAAACCUUCCAGAUCGGGCCGGGCAGCGGUGUAGUCCUCGAACCCAGCAACCCCGGCGGCAGCUGCAACCAGGACGUCUUUGAGAAGACGGGCUUCUGCAUCAUCGGCGGCAAGAUCAACCCGCGCCAGACUUUCUCCCUUCCAAACGACAAGGGGGCGAGCCUCCGUCAGGCCAUCAAGGAGGCGCAGCUGGAGAUCCAGAGGCUGGAGGCCAAGGACUCCCUCACCGAGGACGAGAAGAAGCAGCUCGAGGCACUCAAGUACUUUGUCAAGAAGACGUCGGGCGUCGUCAGCAUCUCCCCGGCCGACGGGGGCUCGACGGUACUGGUGCCCGGCCGCAUGGCCCGGCGCCAGAGCUCCGGGUCGCCGUGUCUGGUUGACCUGGAGAAGUACCAGCGCGAGCUGAUGGCGUUCCUGCUCUCGUUCCCGCCCAGGGAGCGCGCUCAGAUCUGGGCAGAGCUGAUCCAGAACGUCUGCAACAUCCAGACCGGUCCCAUCAAGCCGGACCCUACCAUCCCUGGCGGUUCCAUCAAGCCUGACCAGCCUGCGCCGUCUACGACACUGAAGCCGAGCGACUAG